Molecule: messenger RNA, 1816 nt
Organism: Peromyscus eremicus (cactus mouse)
Lineage: Eukaryota; Metazoa; Chordata; Mammalia; Rodentia; Cricetidae
Gene: Ywhaz
Product: tyrosine 3-monooxygenase/tryptophan 5-monooxygenase activation protein zeta
Exons: 6
Coding region: 15-812 (265 amino acids)
Biological process (GO): signal transduction
Cellular component (GO): cytoplasm
Source: RefSeq, a predicted model, not a curated record
GCCGGCGGCUCGGCAUGGGGGCGCCGGGGCGCGGGGUCGCCGGCGGCCGGGGCCCGGCGGGAGAAUAUCCAGUUAUGGAUAAAAAUGAGCUGGUGCAGAAGGCCAAACUGGCCGAGCAGGCUGAGCGGUAUGAUGACAUGGCAGCCUGCAUGAAGUCUGUAACUGAGCAAGGUGCUGAGUUAUCUAAUGAGGAGAGGAACCUCCUCUCUGUUGCUUAUAAAAAUGUUGUAGGGGCCCGUAGGUCAUCUUGGAGGGUCGUCUCCAGUAUCGAGCAGAAGACGGAAGGUGCUGAGAAGAAGCAGCAGAUGGCCCGGGAGUACAGGGAGAAAAUUGAGACGGAGCUGAGAGACAUCUGCAACGAUGUGCUGUCUCUUUUGGAAAAGUUCCUGAUCCCCAAUGCUUCGCAAGCAGAAAGCAAAGUCUUCUACUUGAAGAUGAAGGGCGACUACUACCGUUACCUGGCUGAGGUUGCUGCUGGGGAUGACAAGAAAGGAAUUGUGGACCAGUCACAGCAAGCAUACCAAGAAGCAUUUGAAAUCAGCAAAAAGGAAAUGCAACCAACACAUCCUAUCAGACUGGGUCUGGCCCUUAACUUCUCUGUGUUCUAUUAUGAGAUUCUGAACUCCCCAGAGAAAGCCUGCUCUCUUGCAAAAACAGCUUUUGACGAAGCCAUUGCUGAACUGGAUACAUUAAGUGAAGAGUCCUACAAAGACAGCACGCUAAUAAUGCAGUUACUGAGAGACAACUUGACAUUGUGGACAUCGGACACCCAAGGAGACGAAGCAGAAGCAGGAGAAGGCGGGGAAAACUAACCGGCCUUCCAACCUUUGUCUGCCUCAUUCUAAACUUUACACAGUAGACCAUUUGUCAUCCAUGCUGUCCCACAAAUAGUUUUUUGUUUACGAUUUAUGACAGGUUUAUGUUCCUUCUAUUUGAAUUUCUAUAUUUCCCAUGUGGUUUUUAUGUUUUAAUAUUAGGGGAGUAGAGCCAGUUAACUUUAGGGAGUUACUUGUUUCAUCUUGAGGUGGCCAAUAUGGGGAUGUGGAAUUUUCACACGAGUUACACACGUUUGGCAUAGUACUUUGGUACAUUGUGGCUUCAGAAGGGCCAGUGUUAAAACUGCUUCCAUGUCUAAGCAAAGAAAACUGCCUACAUACUGGUUUGUGCUGGUGGGGAAUAAAAGGGAUAAUUGGUUCCAGUCAUGAGUGUAGUUGUUGUGGGUACUUUAAGGUGUGGAGCACUUGUGAGGCUGUGGUACACACACACACACACACACCACACACACCCCUUGGAUACACCUCGGGAUUGUGUGUCUCUGCGUGCACACUCUUGGCCACAGCUCCAGAAGUGGUCCUUAGAUAAAAGUUGUGACCCAAUUUACUCCAAUAAGGGCAGAAACGGUUCACAUUCCAUUAUUUGUAAAGUUACCUGCUGUUUGCUUUCGUUAUUUUUGCUACACAUUUUAUUUGUAUUUAAGUGUUUUAGGCAGUCUAAGAACAAAUGUAAAAGUAAAGACGCAGUAAAAUGAAUUGCUUGGUGUUCACUGCUCCAUGUGUAUCAAGCACAGCGGGAAACAAAACCCCAUGUAUUUAACUUUUUUUUGUUUUUUGUUUUAUUUUUUUGCUUUUGUGAUUUUUCUUUUUUGAUACUUGCCUAACAUGCAUGUGCUGUAAAAAUAGUUAACAGGGAAAUGACUUGAGAUGACGGCUAGCUUUGUCUUAAUGUCUUAGGAAAUUUUCAUGAACAAUCCAAGCAUAAUUGUUAAGAACACAUGUAUUAAAGUUCAUGUAAGUGGAAUAAAAGUUUUAUGAAUGGA